This is a messenger RNA of Hordeum vulgare subsp. vulgare (domesticated barley), 4084 nucleotides long. RefSeq names its product ribosome biogenesis protein BMS1 homolog. Gene Ontology annotation, biological process: maturation of SSU-rRNA from tricistronic rRNA transcript (SSU-rRNA, 5.8S rRNA, LSU-rRNA); endonucleolytic cleavage of tricistronic rRNA transcript (SSU-rRNA, 5.8S rRNA, LSU-rRNA); ribosome biogenesis. Gene Ontology annotation, molecular function: U3 snoRNA binding; GTP binding; GTPase activity. Lineage: Eukaryota; Viridiplantae; Streptophyta; Magnoliopsida; Poales; Poaceae. The transcript has 18 exons. Bases 140 to 3703 code for a protein of 1187 amino acids. The record is from RefSeq and is a predicted model, not a curated record. Gene Ontology annotation, cellular component: 90S preribosome; nucleus.
UACCACAGAGCGUAUACGGAACAGAUCACUAACGCAGCUCCCAAAACCCUCGCCCUCCACUCUCCUCCUUUCCGGCGGCCAUCCCUCUCCGCCGCCGCAAAAACCCCGCGAGCACCGCCUCCGCAAAACCCUCCUCACCAUGGCUCCGGGGGAAGCCGGCGUCGAGCAGCCGCGUAAGGCGCAUCGCGUGGCCAAGUCGGGCGCGAAGGCGCGGAAGAAGAAGGGCAAGGGCGCCGCCGGCGAUGAUGAAGGGGGCGAGAGGAAGAACCCCAAGGCUUUUGCCUUCCGUUCAGCAACAAAAGCGAAGCGGCUACAAUCUCGAUCAGCGGAAAUUGAACAACGCCGUCUCCAUGUGCCAAUCAUGGAUCGCUCAAUUGGGGAACCACCUCCUUUUGUUGUCGUAGUCCAAGGACCUCCGCAGGUUGGAAAGUCGCUGCUGAUAAAGUGUCUAGUAAAGCACUACACUAAACAAAACUUGUCAGAUGUCCGUGGUCCCAUCACGGUUGUAUCAGGUAAAAGCAGGAGGGUGCAGUUCUUGGAGUGUCCAAGUGAUAUCAACGGAAUGAUCGAUGCUGCUAAAAUAGCAGAUCUUGCUCUGCUGCUUAUUGAUGGUAGCUAUGGAUUUGAGAUGGAUACAUUUGAGUUCCUUAAUAUCAUGCAAGUGCAUGGAUUCCCCAAGGUAAUGGGAGUGCUUACACAUCUUGAUCAAUUUAAAGAUGUAAAGAAGCUAAGGAAAACUAAGCAGCGCCUUAAGCAUCGAUUCUGGGCUGAGAUAAAGGAGGGAGCGAAACUGUUCUACUUAUCUGGUCUCAUUCAUGGAAAAUACACGAAAAGAGAAGUCCAUAAUCUUGCAAGGUUUAUAUCUGUUAUCAAGCCCAUCCCUUUGAGUUGGCGAAUGGCACAUCCUUACUUGUUAGCAGAUAGAUUCGAAGAUGUAACUCCGUCAGAAAGUGUGCGCUUGAACAGGAAAUGUGACAGAAAAAUAACGCUGUAUGGUUACUUACGUGGAUGUAACAUGAAAAGAGGGACCAAGGUGCAUAUCACAGGAGCAGGUGAUUUCAGCUUGUCUGGUGUAACAAGUUUGGCUGAUCCCUGCCCUUUGCCAUCGGCUGCAAAGAAGCGAGGACUACGUGACAAGGAGAAGCUGUUCUAUGCCCCAAUGUCUGGCCUUGGGGAUCUCCUGUAUGACAAGGAUGCGGUGUACAUUAACAUUAAUGAUCAUCUUGUUCAGUUUUCAAACACUGAUGACAACAAUGCAUCUAAGAAACAAGGGAAAGGUAAUGAUGUUGGUGUGGCUCUAGUAAAAACUCUUCAGAACACCAAGUACUCCCUUGAUGAGAAGCUAGAUCAGAGUUUUAUAAAUUUCUUCGGCAGACGGCCUGCUGCUCAGUCCGAAGACAGUGACAUGACAGGCAAUGCCAUUUCUUCAAGACAGAAUGACCAAGGAGAUGCUAACAUUUUGGCACAAGUAGGUGGUAAUAGCCUUAGUAGUGCAGGCACCCUGGAGAGCAACCGGCACUCUUCUUCCGAGUGCUCUAGUGAUAGUGAAGGUGACAAUGAUGAUGACAUUCAGCCAAGUGAUCUUGGCGUUGACUUGAGAGAAGAAGUGGAAUUUUGCAAUGGAAGAAUGAGGCGAAAAGCUGUGUCAGCUAAUUUUCAAGAUGAUGACGAUGAUGCUGAUGAGGGCUCUGAUAACGAAGAUGAUAGUCGCAAUGAAGAUUCUGACGAUGACCACCUAUCUGAAGGUUCUUUAUCAUCAGAUGGUAGUGAAGAUCUUGAUUCAGAUGAUGGAACUGAAAACACUUCGAAGUGGAAAAAAUCUUUACUUGCUAGAACACUGUCCAGACGGAGUGCCAGUCUAAUGCAACUUGUGUAUGGGCAAGCUUCAGCAGAACUAGACAAUGACAGCGGCGAAGAAGGUAGCUCUGAUGAAGAAAUUUUUGUACCGAAAGGACAAAAAAAGCAAGUAAAGAAUGAAUUACCAAGCUUUGAUGAUAUUGAUGCUGAGGAUUACUCUAAGUUCUCGAAAGUGGAGCUACGUGAUUGGUCUAACGAAGAUCUCAUCAAAAGCAUCCGUGACCGUUUUGUGACUGGAGAUUGGUCAAAAGCUUCUCUGAGAGGCCGUGAGGUAGAUGAAAAUGGAGAGGGUGAUGAAGAAAUCGAUGGUGAUUUUGAAGAUCUGGAAACUGGUGAGGUACACAAGAGCCAGGCUGCUGAAAAUGCAGCUGGGACGCCAGGUGUUCACAAAGAAGACGAACUAAAAGUUGAAGAGCUAAGACUCAAGAAGCUUGCGCUUAAAGCAAAAUUUGAUUCAGAAUAUGAUGGAUCGGACCUCUCUGGUGAGGAAGCUGAUAACGAGAAGAAGAAAUCGAAAAGAGAGCAAUCGGACGCAGGGGGUUAUUUUGACAAAUUGAAGGAGGAAAUUGAACUCCGCAAGCAAAUGAAUAUAUCUGAACUCAAUGAUCUGGAUGAAGAUACCCGAGUAGAAAUUGAAGGAUUUAGGACUGGUACUUACGUCAGAUUAGAGAUACAUGGUGUGCCGUAUGAGCUAGUUGAGCAUUUUGAUCCUUGUCACCCCAUUCUCGUUGGGGGUAUUGGCCUUGGUGAGGAGAACACUGGAUAUAUGCAGGUUAGCUUGAAGCGCCACAGGUGGCAUAGGAAAGUGUUGAAGACAAAAGACCCAAUUGUCGUCUCUAUUGGUUGGAGACGUUUCCAAACAACGCCUGUGUAUGCAAUAGAGGAUCGAAAUGGUCGGCACCGCAUGCUCAAGUACACACCUGAGCAUAUGCAUUGCUUUGCUAUGUUUUGGGGGCCACUGGCUCCACCAAAAAGCGGUGUACUAGCUGUCCAGAGUCUUUCCAGCAAUAAGGUACCAUUUAGAAUUACUGCAACUGGUUGGGUUCAGGAAUUCAACAAUACUGCCCGAAUUAUGAAGAAGAUCAAGCUCACAGGCGCACCAUGCAAGAUAUUUAAGAAAACCGCCUUAAUUAAAGGGAUGUUCACAUCUGAUUUAGAGGUUGCUAGGUUUGAAGGUGCAGCAAUUCGGACAGUAAGUGGAAUCCGAGGACAAGUUAAGAAGGCAGCAAAGAUCGAACCAGGAGAUGCGCUAAGGAGAAAAGGGGAAGCUACGGAAGGCAUUGCGAGGUGCACAUUUGAGGACAAAGUUCUUAUGAGUGACAUUGUCUUCAUGCGAGCAUGGGUCAACGUUGAAGUUCCCACCUACUGUAAUCUUGUGACCACUUCUCUUCAACCCCGAGAUCAGAUGUGGCAAGGCAUGAGAACCACUGCUGAGUUGCGGAAGGCAUACAACAUACCUAUUCCACACAACAAAGACUCUGUUUACAAGGGUAUUGAGAGGAAAGUGCGGAAGUUCAAUGCAAUAGAGGUCCCUAGGAAACUGCAACCUUUACUUCCUUUUAAAUCAAAGCCGAAGGAUAGACCUAAGGGCAAGAAAGGAUCAGCUGUAGACAUGAUACCAGAGAUUAUGAAUAUUGGUGAGAAGAAGAUACAUGGAGCUCUUCAACAGUUGCAUCUGUUAAAGCAUGAAAAGACGAGGAAGGAGAAAAUCAAGCGUGGGCUGCAGAAGAAAGCACACGAGGUGCAGAAAGCCAAGACAGAUGAGAUAACGAGGAAGCGGCAGAGGGAAGAUAGGCGUGAGAGAUACAGGGAAGAAGAUAAGAAAAAGAAGCGUGCCCGAAGGUAGGCGAGGAAGGUACAAGGGUCUGUCUCUGCACUGUCGUUCCCGUCAGAUGAAGCACCAGCCAGGACGCACUGUCUACCCAAGACAUGUCACCCCACUGGCACGGCUGGCAGCAGACGACUCAUGAACCUCUAGUACGGAUUAGUUGGAGAUGCAUGUGAUAUUGCUAGUCACUCUCGCAAAAGAGAAAGAUGUGGUAACUAGGGCCGGUGACACCAUGUUUAACCGAUAAGCGUAUACCUCCGUGCUUAUGUAGAUUUUGUCAUCCAUGAGUGACCAGCUUACAUCGUAUGUUGAAAAGUUGAGAGACAGAACAGUUGGCCAAUUUUGUUUCGUCAGGUUUUGAGCUUUUGGAGUUAUUGACAUUGGUUUUGACUAGAAAAA